Photinus pyralis (common eastern firefly) is the source of this 1877-nucleotide messenger RNA. Its product is annotated as DALR anticodon-binding domain-containing protein 3. Bases 638 to 1849 code for a protein of 403 amino acids. The transcript is spliced from 6 exons. Lineage: Eukaryota; Metazoa; Arthropoda; Insecta; Coleoptera; Lampyridae. Gene Ontology annotation, biological process: tRNA C3-cytosine methylation; arginyl-tRNA aminoacylation. The record is from RefSeq and is a predicted model, not a curated record. Gene Ontology annotation, molecular function: ATP binding; arginine-tRNA ligase activity; tRNA binding.
AACUUAAUGCAUCAUGUGAUAAGACAUUGAUACCUAACGACGCUUUCGACCACUUAGUUAAAGCAAAGAGCAUAUAAUAUAACGAUACUCUUUGAACUUUGGAGUAAGGACGUAUAUAAGAAUUCGGAAACGAAAUAAAAAAAAUGAGAAACUGCGGGACUUCUGCAGAAAGACGAACAAUUAGUAACCAAUGAAAAACCUCAUGUUUUAAACAGUCUGAAUUGAUGUUUUGUACAUAUUUUACAUUAAAACCUAAUGAUUUUCUACUUUGUUUUUGUAAUACAACACAGUUUGUUACGUAGAUAUAUGCAGAUAAGCUCUAAUUAGGUGUAAGCACUUUAUGAAUGAAAACUUUUCACCGUAAUUGUUAGGCUUUCUUACUUAUUCUUAUGGGAGUCUUGCCGGCACCAGUUCGUUUCACAACCGCGUGAUGUCACAUCAAAGCCAGCCGACUAAUGCACUAUGCGCAAUAGCAGACCAUACUCUUAUUAGGCCAUGGUCCCAUACAAAGUAGCGGUCGUGUCUUAAAACCCACAACCGUUCCCGGUUUGCUACUGUAGCGAACCAGUAACCGUCGAGUCUUAUGAACGCGCCUAAUUUCAAUUGUAGCGUUAAGUUGUGAUCCAACGUUUAAAAAAUGGAUAUACACGAAGGCUUCCUAUUAAAUUUGUAUAAUUACCUGCUAGGAGUAGAAGACAUCAAUAAUAAUAUUAUUAAAAAACAUAUACGAAAACUGGACCAAUUGGGAGAGUUUAGUGUGAACGCCAGUGUACUUGCACGAUUAAAUCAUUGCACUGACUCUGAUGUGAGCCAUAUUUUUGAAAGUAUUACAACUGCUAGCCGUAAUUGGAUAUUACCUAUCGCAAAAUGUGCCACUAUUAGGGAUACAUAUCAUUUAUAUGUGGAUCGACCAUUUACGUAUAAGCUGGUAGUCUCUUGUGUAAUAAAGAAUGGUCGAGGCUACGGUACAUGUAAUCUAAGCUUGAAACAACCUUUGUCUGUGUGUACUGAUCUUAUCAAUGAAAACGUAUCAACUAUGUCCCUUAGUGAGUUACGAGCAAUAUUAAUUAAAAGUGUUAUUGAUCGACUGUUAAGUUUUUCCCAUAGUUCUGCUAGUAAUUCAAAUACUGUUGAUAUUAACAUAACAUGCAAAGCAAAAAAAGGCACACCAAAAGGGAUUGUUUGUGCUCCCGUUUUAAGUAGAGAAUCAAAUGAACUAAAAGCUGUAGAUUUGUACAACAAGCGAACAAUUGAUAUGAGACUAAUGGCAGAACAUAAAUAUGGUCUAAGAGUCACUUCCAACUCAGGUUGGCGUGACAUAUUUAGGAAAUUGGGGGAAGCCGCCGUUACAAUAGAAAUAUUACAAAUCAAACCUAAUCGCCCCGUUAUUUGCAAUUUUAAUGAUUUCUCAUCUUCUUGUAGUAAAGGAGCAUCAUUUAUUCUUUACAACUGUGCAAGGCUUGCGACACUUUUAAAAGAAUUUCAACGUAAAGUGGAAUUGAAAAGUUAUCCUGAAUUGCCAGACCUUGACAAAAUCGACUUCUCGGUCUUAACGCAACCUGAAGAAUGGGAGUUAGCUUAUGGGUAUCUAUUGCAGUUUCCUACCAUCAUCAAUAAUUGUAUAAAAGAUAUUUGGGAAUGUAGCAUUAGAAUUCAUAACUUAUGCCAGCAUCUGUCAGCGAUGUGUUCCGUUUUCAGUGUUUAUUACCAACGUGUUCGAAUAUUAACUGAACCUCGAAAUCAUCUCUUCCCUUUCCUUCAUGCAAGGAUUUAUUUAAUAAGGUGUAUUGAAACUGUUUUACAUAAUGGAUUAUAUAUUUUGGGUAUAGAGCCUGUAAGCCAAAUGUAAAAAACUUUCAUAAAUUAUAUUUAAUUUC